This is a messenger RNA of Pyricularia grisea, 288 nucleotides long. RefSeq lists its product as uncharacterized. Lineage: Eukaryota; Fungi; Ascomycota; Sordariomycetes; Magnaporthales; Pyriculariaceae. The coding region runs from base 1 to 288 and encodes 95 amino acids. The transcript has 2 exons. The record is from RefSeq and is a predicted model, not a curated record.
AUGUCGAUAUUUUCAGAAGAAAACAUGGAAAGGCUAGCGUCUCCUCAAGGCUGCCUCACGGAUUGGCAGAAGCAACGUCCUUGCCUCCCCUGCCGAUGCCCCCGUGCGCCUCACGUCAAGAUAAGUUUUUGUCUAAUAACCUGCCUUGUCGGACGCCACCACUUCUCACCUCUCGGGCCAGAAGCGGGGUUGGACGAAGUUCAGCAGCUUGGAGACGGCUCUGCCGUGACGAUUUCCAAAAUUGACAGGUGUCUGGAGAUCGAACGCCACAAGGAUGCCGGGUGGUAA